Messenger RNA from Talaromyces stipitatus ATCC 10500, 3249 nucleotides. Its product is annotated as serine/threonine protein kinase (Kin4), putative. The coding region runs from base 1 to 3249 and encodes 1082 amino acids. Gene Ontology annotation, cellular component: cytoplasm. Gene Ontology annotation, molecular function: ATP binding; protein serine/threonine kinase activity; tau-protein kinase activity. The transcript is spliced from 3 exons. Gene Ontology annotation, biological process: intracellular signal transduction; protein phosphorylation; microtubule cytoskeleton organization. Lineage: Eukaryota; Fungi; Ascomycota; Eurotiomycetes; Eurotiales; Trichocomaceae. The record is from RefSeq and is a predicted model, not a curated record.
AUGUCGUCUGCUGCCAUGCAGACAGCUCCUACGCAUACAUCAGCGACAACAACUUCGACCUUGUACCCCGCAACCACUGCUUCGACUUAUCCUCAGUCCCAGAAUGCUUAUCAGCCGAGGACAGUUACCACAUCACACUCCCCCCAGUCUGUGGACGUAACAUCUCGAAACUCGCCGUCAAGCGCCAAAAGACCCAAUCAUCAACCUAGCGCCAAUGGUGCAAACUCCAACAUCGCACUUGGUCCACAGCACUCUCAGUACGGACCAGUGUCACCAGCAAUGAAUGCUUCCGUCCAACAAUCCCCACAGAGUUCCCUGCCCUCGGAUUCGGCCAACCGCACACAUUCUCGCUCCAACGUUCCUGAAGGGUUAGGCGUGACACCGCAGAUCCCUCCCCGUACCUCGUCGAAUCAAGGAUCCAGCAGGCACCAGAGCCAGUCGAGAAGUCGGGGUGAGGACUCAAACGGCGGUCGGUCUCGUCGCAAAGGUCAACAGUCGCCUGAGAAUUCGAAUAUGAAUCACUCGUCCGCGUAUCAAAGCCGUUCAGACAACGCAUUGGGCUCGUCAUCCGAGCCUGCUGCUCUUGCAAGUGAAUCGAGUACCGUCCUUAAUCAAGUUGUUAUUACCGAUCCAGCGGAGGACAUUGAACGGGAACACGAGCGACUGAUGGAGGCACAGACCUCGGCUGGCGGAGCCUCAAAUUCAGUUGCAGGUCUUGGCCUAGUCGGAGACGAAGGUGCAGACGAUGCUGCCCGCAGUGGCCCACGCACUCGCCAAGAUUACUCCAACACAUCAGGAAAGCGCAAGGAAACCACCUUCGGAAGGUACAUUUUAGGUCAGACUUUGGGAGAAGGAGAGUUUGCCAAAGUCAAACUCGGUUGGAAAAGAGAUGGCAGUGUUCAAGUUGCCAUUAAGCUCAUUCGACGCGAGAGCUUGGGCUCAAAUCCCAGCAGACUACCAAAGAUCUAUAGAGAAAUUGCAAUUCUCCGCGAACUGUCUCAUCCAAACAUCGUACGCCUGCACGAGAUGGUGGAAACUGAUCGCUACAUUGGCAUCAUCAUGGAGUACGCUUCGGGUGGAGAGCUCUUUGACUAUAUCCUCAAAAACCGCUAUUUGAAGGACAAUGCGGCGAGACGUUUGUUUGCGCAGCUUGUUUCCGGCGUUGGUUAUCUGCACAAGAAGGGAAUCGUGCAUCGCGAUCUGAAAUUGGAAAAUUUGCUACUUGACAGGAAUCGUAACCUCAUCAUUACUGAUUUUGGCUUCGCCAACACCUUCAACCCUGCGGACGAACUUGGCGAAGAGAUCGAGUACAAUCUUACCAACCGCGAAUUUGUCAGGAGGAUGAACCUGGACAAAACUGAUGCUGCCGGGAUGCGACGCGGCGAUUUGAUGCAAACUAGCUGUGGUAGUCCAUGCUAUGCCGCACCCGAGCUCGUUGUGAGCGACUCUCUUUAUACUGGUCGCAAGGUUGAUGUUUGGAGCUGUGGUGUGAUUUUGUAUGCUAUGCUUGCCGGCUACCUGCCGUUCGACGAUGAUCCUGCAAAUCCUGAAGGAGACAACAUCAACCUCUUGUACAAAUACAUUGUUAGCACACAUCUCACCUUUCCCGAAUAUGUAACACCACAUGCUCGCGAUCUAUUACGCCGUAUCCUCGUCCCCGAUCCUCGCAAACGCGCUGAUCUUUUCGAAGUUGCUCGUCACAGUUGGCUCAGUGAAUACUCGCAUGUUGUAUCUCAUAUCACGAGUAGCACCACCAAUAUUUCAGACAUUGCUACUACUACCGUGCCUGCUGAAGGGACACAAGAGGGCCCAGCUCUUGCUCGUAGCGCAUCUGUGCGCGAACCGCCAAAGAGUUUCCAGGGUAGCGUGUCCACACUGGGCGGCUUGACCCAUCAACAAGGAAAAGUUGCUACUCCAGAAGAUCCCUCGAACAGCAAGACGAAGACAUCGAGAGAGACCAAACGACGAACUGUACAGGUGGAGUAUGUCGCACCUCAGUCACAGACUGCCCGUGGCGACCAUACAUCGAGUGUAUCUCCACAAUCAGCAAGCGCGACUAGACCCGGAUCUCGAGGCGUUGUUGACCAGAACAAACCGCUACCAAGUGAACCACCAGGUGAGCAACCGCAACGGACGGCAUACACUCAAUCAACUCAAGAAUUACGGCCUAACGUUGGCAUUUCCCGAUCGAUGUCAGAGACAACAGGUCAUGCUUUCGAAAACUCGCAAACCGCGCGUCCAAACACUGGACACUCUGCCAUAUCCCUCAAUGCUGGAAGACUUCCUUCUCGUGGCUCCUAUGGUCAACCAGUGGCGCCCACGGUGGCUGCAACGAACGCCCAGGGUCGACUCGCGCAACCGAAGAAUGCGAAACAAUAUAAUAUCUCAUCACCAAUUCCUCAAGACCCGAACAUGUCUAUUGGAAGACCUAGCACCCAUCAACUCCCAAGUAUAUUUAACCAGACUCCUGCACAAGAACCGGUCAGAACCCACAAGCGUUCCAGCACGGUCAGUAGCAUUGGAGAGAGAAUUUUUGGCCGUUCAGGAUCCUUUUUCGGUGGCCGAUCAACGCAGCCCACUUCUCGUCCCAAACCCAGCAAACGAUAUCCUCCUACUAGCAUGAAAGAGCCUUACUCUCCCGACGACUCAAGGGCAUCGAUUGACUCUCGACGUUCGAACUCGUAUGCUAAUCGUACAGAGCCACGACAGCGACGGUUCUCUCUCAUGAACUCCAUCAGAGGAUUAUCGUCAGGGCGCAGUGACCAAAAUUCGGAAAGCGAUUCUCAUGAGGCUGAAUACUCUCGGCCAGCUACAGGCCCGGGGAUACUUACGGGACGCGACGUUAGUGGAUUUAGCGGCUACUCUGGCUCUCAUCAAGACGAGCCAGCAGCCCCUUCGGAUAGCUACGAAGCUCACAUCGAUAGACAGUUUGCUCAACUACACGAAAGCAACCAAAUGCACCAGGAGCCGGAACCGCACAACAAUGAAUACGGUACCUCAGAUACGAAUGAGUACUACGGUUAUCCUCAGCGUGGGCAGCAAUACAAUGGAAGCUAUGAUAGGUCGCGGCCAUCUGCACAACUUCCUCGAACGAAACCGGGAGUGUUGCAGAAAAAUAAUCGAAAGUUUGCAGAUGCGUACGAAUAUGAAAGGGACCAUUCACACCAUUCUGGAAGCUCAGGAGCCGCAAGGAAAGUGAUGGACUUUUUCCGUCGGCGCGGCAAGGCCAGAGCCGGGGAAGAUCGGUGA